AUGACGUCACGCGCACUUCUGAGACUCAGUAGCUGUGAAUCUUUAAACUUUCCGUCAACAAUGCAAAACGCUGCAGUCAUCAGCUGCGUUUUUAUUAGCAGCUUACUUCACACAGGUCAGUUUGCUCUAAUAGAAACAAAGGAGACUGUCUGGGCAGCAGUGGGAGACCAGGCUUCUCUGAGCUGUCGGCUCACUGAGGAUAAAGAUGUCCUCCAGAUUACCUGGCAGAAAGUCCUUCCUAAUGGAGAGAAGAACCUCGCCACUUAUACCAAGAAGUUUGGUUCCAGAGUGAGUGCAGGUGUGGAGGAGAAAAUGGAUUUUCAGUAUGAAUCUCUGCAGAGCUGCUCCAUGGUGAUCAGGAAGGUGAUGGAGGAGGAUGAAGGCUGCUACCGAUGUUUGUUUAACACCUAUCCUAACGGAGCGCUGAUAGGCAAAACCUGCCUAAAACUUAAUGAGCUGCAUGGACCCUUCAUUACUAUCAGCAGAUCAAACUCUCCUCCAGGGUCAGUUGUGACCUGUUCAGCCACAGGUCGACCUGUUCCCAUGGUAACACUGACUGUUCUCCAUCAGAACCUCAGCUUCUCCCACUACAACACCAGCAGAGUGACCAACACCAACGGUACCAUCACUUCCACCACCACUGCUCUGCUCUCAGCUCUCAGCAGCACACAGGUUGAAUGUUCAGUAUUCGUGCAAACUGCUGCUCUCAGAGAGCUGCUGGUCACCGUUCCUGGACUCAAAGACUCAUCUGAUGGUUUUGAUGAAGACUUUGAAUCUGAUGAUAAGGAUGAAAGAUGGCUUGUAACUGUUGCAAUGGGAUUACUUGUGUUUCUCUGUGGAGCUUUUGGGGUUUUAUCCAUGUUGUGGUUCAAAAAGAAGCAUCAGAACAGGAACAAGAAAAAUCCUACAGAACAAACUAAAAAUAAUCAGUCUGAAGAGCGUCAGAUGCCUGAAAAGAACAACGACAAUAACACAUGUGUCCUUAUUAACAGACAAACUAGCAAGCAGCAAUCACCAACAUCACCAACAUCACCAACAACACCUGAUAUAGAAAGCUGUUCACCUGAGGGUAUGAGACUACAUCAAAAACUAACUGCCAAGAAAUCUAAAUAAUAUAAUAAACCACUUGACUUGCAUUUUAAUGUUUAAUGCAAGAUGUUUUCUCAUUUCCUGAAAAGUUUCACUUUUAUUGAUAGAUUGUUUCUGUCAGUCGGCAGCCAUGUUGCCUAAUUAACCAUUGGCUUCAAUGAAGCUCAUCCACGUUUCCUGCAUGCUGUCAAUAAUUAUGGAACAAAAACGCUCACCGUAGAAAAAAAUACACAAUUUAUUCUUUGUGCAGUCAUAUAUGCUACAUGCUAACUGGAACUGUGUAGUUACAAUAGAGGUGGCUCCAAAAACUAUUGGAUUUUAAAAAAUAUUGUUCACUAUAGUUUUGUUUUGCUAUUGUGACAUAAGCAGCCAUCUUAAAUAAUGUCAGAAGCUAAA
Messenger RNA from Poecilia latipinna (sailfin molly), 1485 nucleotides. RefSeq names its product OX-2 membrane glycoprotein-like. Gene Ontology annotation, biological process: heterotypic cell-cell adhesion; negative regulation of neuroinflammatory response. Bases 1 to 1113 code for a protein of 370 amino acids. The record is from RefSeq and is a predicted model, not a curated record. The transcript has 7 exons. Gene Ontology annotation, molecular function: cell-cell adhesion mediator activity. NCBI's taxonomy places the organism in Eukaryota, Metazoa, Chordata, Actinopteri, Cyprinodontiformes, Poeciliidae. Gene Ontology annotation, cellular component: neuronal cell body; cell surface; axon.